AAAUCACUUGCUUCUCAAUAAUAAUUUAGAAAAUAAAAUCAUACUCAACUCUGAGCAAAGUUUUACAAAUUACAAGUUAUGCAUGGUACUGUUUACUACAAACUCUGAAUCUUAAUUCCCCAGAAAAAUUAUUUUCGUGUAGAAAUUUAACAGAAGUGGAAUGGAUUCAUCAUCAAUAGCAGCAGAGAAGCAGGCUCAUGUAGUUUGCAUACCUUACCCUGCUCAAAGCCACAUCAAGGCCAUGCUGAAAAUGGCGAAACUCCUUCAUAAUGAGAGAAUUUUGAUUACAUUUGUGAAUACAGAAUUCAAUCACAAAAGAUUUCUUAAAUCAAGAGGCCUAGUGUCUCCUGAUGGGCUGCCAGGUUUCAGAUUCGAAACCAUCCCGGAUGGCCUCCCUCCAUCUCAUGCUGAUGCCACACAGGACAUAGCUGCACUUAAUCGCUCUGUCAAAGAGAACAACAUGUUGGCUCCAUUUCAGAGCCUACUCGAAAAGCUCAAUGAGGGAACCCAUCAGGUCACUUCCAUCCUCUCUGACGGCUUCAUGUCAUUCACAGCUGAUGUUUCACAUUCACUCGGAAUACCUAUUGUUUUGCUUUGGACAAUUGCUGCUUGCGGACUUAUGGGAUUUUAUCAGUUCGGAAAUGUGCUUGAAAGUGGUCUUAUACCAUUUAAAGAUGAGAGUUCUCUUACAAAAGGGUUGGACACUAUAAUUGACUGGAUCCCAGGAAUGCCAAAUAUUCGUUUGAGGGAUCUUCCUAGCCAUGUCAGAAUCACAGAUUCAAACGAUUUUGUAUUUAACUUUAUUAAGGAAUGUACUCAGAAAGCAACAAAUGCCCCGGCACAUAUAGUUCAUACCUUCGAUGAUUUGGAACAAGAACUUGUAAAUGCCAUCUCAUCUUUGUUUAGGAAUGUAUUGACAAUAGGCCCUCAACAGAUGCUGCUCAACCAAAUGCCACUAGAUCAGGAUGAUCGUCUCAAAAGCAUUGGAUAUAGUCUUUGGGAAGAGGAAAAAUCAUGUCUUGAGUGGCUGGACUCGAAAGAAGCUGAGUCUGUAGUUUAUGUGAACUUUGGAAGCAUAACAGUCAUGUCUGAAGAGCAGCUUAUAGAGUUUGGUUGGGGACUUGCUAAUAGCAAAUGCAACUUUUUAUGGAUUAUUAGGCCUGAUUUGAUUGUAGGUGAAUCUGCAGUUAACUUGGGAGUUCAAUUUAUUGAAGCCAUCAAGGACAGGGGUCUAAUUUCAAGCUGGUGUCCACAAGAGGAUGUCCUCAACCACGUAUCAGUGGGAGGAUUCUUGACUCAUGGAGGGUGGAACUCAAUCAUAGAGAGCAUAUCAGCUGGAGUGCCGAUGCUCUGUUGGCCUUUCUUUGGAGAUCAACCAAUAAACUGUAAGUACUUGUGUGACCAAUGGGAGUGCGGAUUGGAGAUUCCUAAUAAUGUGCAGAGAAACGAUGUAGAGAUGCUUGUUAGACAGUUGAUGGAUGGAGUCGAGGGUAAGAAAAUGAGAAACAAGGCUAUGGAGUGGAAGAAAUUGGCAGAAAAAUCAUGUCAUCCUAAUGGCUCAUCUUUCCUCAAUUUUAAAAAACUGCUUCUUCUUUUAAAGAACAAGAAUAUGUAAAAUUUAUUUUCAAAUUGUCAGCUUGCCUCCUAGUUAGAGCAGGAUUCUACAUCUUUUUUCAUCGAAUGCUUAGAGCAUCUCCACGGGGUGGGUUGAUUAUAAUGGUCAGCUAAAUUGAGCAUGUAAGAUAUUAUAUAAAAUUUGUUGAGCCUGUA
Molecule: messenger RNA, 1770 nt
Organism: Daucus carota subsp. sativus
Lineage: Eukaryota; Viridiplantae; Streptophyta; Magnoliopsida; Apiales; Apiaceae
Product: 7-deoxyloganetin glucosyltransferase-like
Exons: 2
Coding region: 161-1615 (484 amino acids)
Molecular function (GO): quercetin 7-O-glucosyltransferase activity; quercetin 3-O-glucosyltransferase activity
Source: RefSeq, a predicted model, not a curated record